This is a messenger RNA of Osmia bicornis bicornis, 1239 nucleotides long. RefSeq names its product phospholipase A1-like. Gene Ontology annotation, molecular function: lipase activity. NCBI's taxonomy places the organism in Eukaryota, Metazoa, Arthropoda, Insecta, Hymenoptera, Megachilidae. Bases 78 to 1094 code for a protein of 338 amino acids. The transcript is spliced from 5 exons. Gene Ontology annotation, biological process: lipid metabolic process. The record is from RefSeq and is a predicted model, not a curated record.
CAAAUAUAACACAGUUGCCAUUGGUCUUUGGAACGAAAAGGUGGUAAAAAGUGUGUACACGCGGUAUUCCCGAAAAGAUGGAAAUAAAUAUGAAGAUGUACUCUCGGAUCGGAGUCUUACUCUUCAGCAGCGUCAUGGGGCUGCUGAUAUUGAACAACAACAAUGUCGGAGCGGCAUUGGACCUAUACGUAAUAGACACGAGUGGCAAUCUAGUAAAAUUGGAUCUAACCAACACCAGUGAGGAAGCGAAUUUAACUAUGAAUGAACUUCCGAACUACGUUUCCUUUGCUCUGUAUACAAGGGCUACAAAUUAUACUCCCGAAGAACUGAUCAUCGGUGAUGUCGACAAUUUGACCAACAGUCAUUUCGACGCUGAUAAACCAACGAAAUUUGUCAUCCAUGGAUGGAUGAGCUCUUGUGACAGUGAUGUCUGCAUAGACAUUCGCAAUGCUUUCCUUGAACACGGUGAUUACAACGUCAUCCAAGUCGACUGGAGAAACAUAGCGGCAAAGCAUUACAUAUGGGCAAGUAAUCAGGUGGAGAUCGUUGCCAAACUUGUCUCUCUCAUGCUCGACUUCCUUAUAUCGCAAGGCCAAGAUCCGGCUAAUAUAACCGUGGUUGGUCAUUCACUUGGUGCUCAUGUUGCUGGACUAUCAUCCUACUAUGCGAAGCAAAAAGUGGGCUACGUUGUUGCUAUGGACCCAGCCGGACCCCUGUUUUAUCUAAGGGAUAAAGGCCACAGAAUUUCCAAAGGCGAUGCCGACUACGUGGAAGCGAUUCACACAACCAGGCUUCUUGGUUUGAUUCACCAAGUCGGCGAUUCUGAUUUCUAUCCCAACGGUGCCCUACACCAAGUUGGUUGCGGACUUGACUUGGGCGAAUCGUGUUCUCAUGGAAGAUCUUACGAAUACUACGCCGAAUCGAUAAACGAUGACCGUUUUAUAGCUCGACAAUGUGACAACUACGCUGAGUACGCAUUGAACUUAUGUCAUUCGAAUUCUACAGCUCGUAUGGGCGGUGUCACGCCGGAUUAUAGUGCUAAGGGAAAGUACUACUUGGUUACGAACACGGAAACACCAUACGCGGAGGGCUAGACGGUGUGGCCGUAACCAUGGAUCUUUAGCUCUGACCUAUAGUUCCUAUCAAUGUAUGUUUAUCGACAAUUCAGAUCUGAUCGAUAUAUAUUUUUAAUAAUCAUAUUUUAAAUUGUAAAGUUAUUGAGCACCUGAAUAAAAGAUC